Messenger RNA from Temnothorax curvispinosus, 4483 nucleotides. RefSeq lists its product as uncharacterized. NCBI's taxonomy places the organism in Eukaryota, Metazoa, Arthropoda, Insecta, Hymenoptera, Formicidae. Gene Ontology annotation, molecular function: ABC-type transporter activity; ATP binding; ATP hydrolysis activity. Bases 572 to 4309 code for a protein of 1245 amino acids. The record is from RefSeq and is a predicted model, not a curated record. Gene Ontology annotation, cellular component: plasma membrane. The transcript has 22 exons.
GCCGAGCUGUCACGUGCGAUCAUUCUCCCGACAAUAGUAAAUCGUAAAUCUUAUCUCUCUCUCGGUGAGAGCGCGUCCUGAUAACGCGGAUUCACACCGAGCGUGUUGGACUUUGAAACAUCGAUUUCGCGAUCGUCGUUCAGCUGACAAAAGGGAGGGCUUGCUUUAGUCGUGCGCGUUCGAACGCCAAGGAACGACGUGUCGCGAACGCGAGACGCGAGAGUGAAUAUUCUCGCUUUGUCGCGGGCGCGCGACGCGGCGCCGCGCCGUGGCGUUCGGCGUGUGUACAUACGCGCGCGCUCACGCGCGGAUAAGGACGCGCGCAGAAUCGAACCCUGGCGAAGUUGUGCGCUAGUCGAUCCGGCCCGCGAGGAGAAAACCGCGCGCGGAAUAAAGCGCGCGCGUGCGGAAUCGAAUGUGGUGAAGUUGCGUGUUUGCCCAGUCGAUCGGGCAAAAGGAAAGCGCGCGGAAGAAAUGUGAAACGCGCUCACGCGCGGCGAAAACUCAACGCGAGGGGAUUGCCGACGAGAAAGGCGUGACGCCGAUCGAACGAACGUAUCUGGCUACAGUGAUGAUGGGAGCUGCAGAAAGGUCGCGAGAUCCGCAACAGUGUGCGCCGGACAACGUGCAGAUCGACCGUUCGCUCUAUCUGCUCUUUGAGGAUAUAUCGUACAGCGUACGGAAAGGGAUUUUGACAAAGGAGAGGAAAAAAUUGUUGAACGAUCUUCAUGGCGACUUUCGACCGGGCGAGCUCACAGCUAUUAUGGGUCUUUCGGGCGCUGGGAAAUCUACAUUAAUGGACAUCCUGGCAGGUUUCACAACUACCUCAGUCACCGGCAAGAUCAUGGUAAAUGGACGGGAACGAAAUAUAUCGGAGUUUCGUAAAUUAUCUGCCUACAUAAUGCAGGACGAUAAUCUGCAAUCACUUUUAACAGUGCAGGAAGCUAUGGUCAUCGCUGCCGAUCUCAAACUCGGAUUGAAUAACCAUGAGAAAUUACAGAAGAUCGACGAAAUAUUAGUAGUGAUGGGGCUCGAUGAGUCUCGUUAUGUGAUUACUGACAAACUUAGCGGAGGAGAAAGAAAAAGACUCGCCAUUGCACUUGAACUGAUCAGCGAUCCACCAGUCAUGUUUCUUGAUGAACCUACGAGCGGUUUAGACAGCACUUCUUCAAAGCAGUGCAUAGCACUUUUAAAGCAAUUAGCGCAAAAAGGACAUACCAUAAUCUGCACGAUUCAUCAACCGAGCGCGAUCCUUUUCAACAUGCUGGAUCAUCUUUACGUGAUUGCUGACGGCAAUUGUGUUUACACGGGCAGCACGCAAAAUUUGGUGCCGUAUCUAAACAGUAUAGGAUUACACUGUCCAACGCAUUACGAUCCUGUUGAUUUCUUGAUGGAAAUAUGCAACGGCGAUUACGGUCCUCACACAUCCAAGCUGGUGGAGUCAAUUGAGAAUGGUAGGAAUGAUGUAUGGAGGUCGACGAAUACCCAUUACUUGAACAAAAGCAAAGAAAGUAUUAAAUUGCAACAGAUGACUAUGAGAUUGUAUUCCUUCGAAACGGAAUUCAACACUCCAUAUUACACUGCCAACUCCUGGAGACAACUUUGUGUUCUUAUCAAAAGAAACGCAAUUAGAUUAUUUCGCGAUAAGGUCUUCGCACUUUUACGGAUUACAAUGCAUUGUGCGAUUGCUUUGAUUGUCGGCACAUUAUAUUUUAAAAUCGGUCAAGACGCUGCUUUCGUUUUAGACAAUUUUAGUCUAUCGUAUUACAACAUCAUGUUUCUCGUGUACAGUGCGUUUAGCGCUACAAUGGUCACAAUUCCUUUGGAAUUACCAAUACUCAAACGCGAGCACUUCAAUCGUUGGUACAAACUACGAUCGUACUAUUUAGCGGGCAAAUUGGCCGAUUUUUUAGUCCAACUUAUUGCCACGUUUGUCUAUACCGUUAUAGUGUAUUACAUGAGCGAUCAGCUUCCUGAAGGCAGAAGAUUUGGAUUGUACAUGCUCAUGUGCUUCGUUGCCAGCCUGGUUGGUCAAACCAUUGGAUUUAUCAUGGGGUGUUCGCUAAAAGUCCAAGAUAGCGUCAUUUUUGGGCCGUUUGCAAUUAUGCCAUUCUUUUUGCUCAGUGGUUUCUUCGUAAAUAUUAAAGACGUGAAGCCCUACUUACAUUGGCUGUUUAAAAUGUCGUUCUUUAAAUAUGCUUUCGAGGGAGUAUUGAUGGCGAUUUACGGGUACGAUCGGGCGAAACUGAAGUGUUCGGCGGAUUAUUGCCAUUUCGUUAGUCCUAAAAAAUUGCUCAUGGAAUUGGGCUUCGAGAAUAUAAAUUAUUGGUUUAAUAUAAUAAUAUUAAUAUCAGUGUGUAUUGUUUUGGACAUUGUAGCAUAUAUUAUAUUAAACGCAAGGAUCAGGAGACGCAUAUACUAUGUACUGUUCGGCAAGAUGCUGGAAGCGAACGACGCAGCGAAAAUGCUGGACAACGACUCCUGCAAGAUCAGUUUGCAGGAGUCGGAAAAAUUGCUGAAACCCGGAAAAUCGUGGAACUCGCAGAUGUGCAUCGAAUUCAGCGAUCUCUGUUAUUCGGCUCGUCGCAACCGCAAAGGGACCGAGAAAACGAUCCUGCGUAAUGUAACGGGGCACUUUGAAUCGGGAAAACUCACAGUAAUAAUCGGCCCUUCUGGCGCGGGAAAGACCACCCUGCUGAAAGUGGCGUCGGGCGAACGACUGACCGACGUUAAGGGCAUUGUCACCAUAAACGGCGUUGAACGGGACAGGGAAAUGUUCCGCAAACAGGUGCGCUACGUGCCGCAACAAUUCGAUCUGUUGCCGUUUCUCACGACAAGAGAGACUCUCUAUAUAGCAGCUCGGCUGAAACUCGACGUUAAUCAGGACGAACAAGCGAUUCGCUUAAUUGUGAACAAUAUCGCGGAGAGUCUCAGCUUGCCAAAUUGCCUGGAUACAUUGGCGAAAAAAUUAAGCGGUGGCGAACGAAAGAGACUCUCCAUCGGCGUGGAAAUGAUCACCAAGCCAUCCGUUCUCUUAUUAGACGAGCCAACAAGCGGUGUCGACAGUGCGGCGUCUAAUCAGCUCGUUAACAUGCUGCACGGUAUGGCGAGAGAGAACUGCACUGUGGUUUGUGCAAUACAUCAACCCAGCAGUCAGAUGAUUUCGCUCUUCGAUGACAUUAUGGUACUUAACCAAGGCAGAAGUAUGUACUGUGGUCCAAAGAACGAGAUCUUAAAUACGUACAGCAUCGCCGGGUUCACGUGUCCCAUCUUCUACAACAUAGCAGAAUUCGUACUUGAGGUAAUAACAGAGCAAAGAGGUGGAGAUUUAGAGAAUUUAUACAAGAUCUGUCGCGAUGAAUACGAAAAGUCGAGAUCGCGCAACAAACCUAAUGAAAAUGAAACGUCUGAUUCUAACCAGAAAUGUGAAACAGGCGACAUAGAUACGUCCACAAAUAAUAUAAUACCAAAAAAGUCAACAUGGCAACAGCAAAAGAUUUUAUUUUUAAGAUCUUUAAUUUGCAUCAAGCGAGAUAUUGCCUUGACAAAAUUAAGAUUUGCGGGGCACAUCGCAAAUGGCCUGUUUUUUGGAGCAGUUUUCUAUAAUUUUGGUGACGACGCGGAGAAAGUGCUCAGUAAUACCGCUUGCUUAUUUAUCUCUGUGUUAUUUUUAUUCUUCGCAAAUUCUAUGCCUGCAGUAUUAAUGUUUCCCACAGAAGCGACAGUAUUUCUGCAGGAAUAUUUAAAUAACUGGUAUUCUUUGAGGGCUUACUAUAGCGUAAAGAUACUAACGGAUCUCCCGUUACAAAUACUUUGCGCCUCAUCUUUUUUGCUUAUAUUAUAUUAUAUGACAGGGCAGCCAAUGGAAUAUAUUAGAAUUCUACAGAUGUGGAGCGUUGGCCUGCUAAUUACAAUUAUUGGACAAACGGCCGGGAUGCUUACAGGCGCAGCUUUUGGCACUAAGUCAGGUUUCUUCUUAAUACCGGUAGUCAGUACACCAUUAGUGCUGUUCGCCGGAUAUUUCUUGAAAUUUAGAGAUAUAUCGGUAUACUUACAGCCUUUAUGCGCUACGAGCUUUUACAGAUACACAUUCGAAGGAAUGAUGCAGGCGGUUUAUCUUAAUCGAUCGAAUCUGUCAUGCUCGGAAAUCUACUGUUACUUGCGUUCACCAAACAAGAUUCUCUCGAUGAUGGAUAUGCCAACAGUACCAUUUUACGUUAUUCUGAUAGUACUUAGCUUUUGGAUACUCUGUUUACACAUAAUCACCUAUGCAGUACUUUGUUGGAAAAUUUAUUUUGCAAGAAAGUAACGUGUUAAUACUUAUCUUAAACAAGAAAGUAUUAUCUAAGUAUGUCUCAAACAAAAAAUUAAUGAUUUAGCACAUUUUCUCUGUAACAGUAGGUAGAAUGUUAAGAGAGACAAUAGGAUUAUAAAUGUAAAAAAUUGUAUAAAUUUUUUGUACCUAAAUAUAUAACACAAUCAG